Messenger RNA from Huiozyma naganishii CBS 8797, 1191 nucleotides. RefSeq names its product peptidylprolyl isomerase RRD1 (gene RRD1). The transcript has a single exon. The record is from RefSeq and is a predicted model, not a curated record. Lineage: Eukaryota; Fungi; Ascomycota; Saccharomycetes; Saccharomycetales; Saccharomycetaceae. Gene Ontology annotation, molecular function: protein tyrosine phosphatase activator activity; peptidyl-prolyl cis-trans isomerase activity. Gene Ontology annotation, cellular component: cytoplasm; nucleus; protein phosphatase type 2A complex. Gene Ontology annotation, biological process: mitotic spindle organization. Bases 1 to 1191 code for a protein of 396 amino acids.
AUGAUACCAGGGACGUUGGGUACCGGCGAGAGGGCACAGUUGCCCCUGGAUGUGGAACACGCCGUGUUCCGACAACCGCAGAAGCGGAUAUUCGACUCGCAGACGACGGCAACCUUCCAAGAGAGCGUUGCCCUCGCACGUAUAAGGUUCCACAUCGAGAAGUACAUGCGGAUGAUGCGUGGUGAUACUAGUGGGGGCAUCUCUGCGUCCGUAGCACGCAUGUUGCAGAUUUUGGACAGGUUAGAUGCUCUCGUGGACGAGACACCGCCUCUCGUGGGGCCCAGACGGUACGGGAACCUCGCCUGUAGGGACUGGCACGAUAAAGUGGACUCCUCUUUGCCCGGGCUCACGUCGCAGGUCGACUGUCUGGCCGGUGGGGGGGCCUGUAUCGAGGCAGAGUACUACCUUCGAAACAGUUUCGGGUCGAAGAUCAGACUGGACUACGGGACGGGCCACGAACUGUCCUUCCUUGCAUUCGUCGCCGCACUAGAUAUGAUGAGCCAACCUCGAGGGAUUACCCCCGUGGAGCUUUCCCGGUUGUGGGACCGUUACUACAGGCUCGUCCGCAGACUCAUCGUCGAUUACAACUUAGAACCAGCAGGGUCGCACGGCGUGUGGGGGCUCGACGACCACUUCCACCUCGCGUACCUGUGGGGAGCAUCGCAGUUUGCAAACAACCCAGUGGGGGUACAACCAAGGGACGUCCUCUCAGGUGUGAUCCCAGGCAGAGACGAUGCCCCUGCAAACUUCCUAGUCGAGGCCAUCGGUUUCGUCAAGAGCGUCAAACACGGUCCCUUCUGGGAGAACUCACCAAUGCUCAACGAUAUCCUCUCCGGCGUCAGCUCCUGGCGCAAGAUCCAGCGCGGACUGUUCAGAAUGUACAACGCAGAGGUCCUCAACAAGUUCCCAGUGGUCCAGCACUUUUGGUUCGGCACCGCGUUCUUCCCCUGGACCAGCGUACGAGACGGCACACCGCUGCCCGUCUACGAGCAGAGUGCGGAUACAGAACAAGAAACCUUCGACAGUGGGGCACCGCCGGGACCAGGGACUACCACUCUCCCAGCCCUCGAUACUUCGACCAUGGCAUCGGUACCGUCCCGCCGACCGGCAAUGGGGCCACCAGCGGGACGCCAAGUUAACAAGUUCAUCCAGCAUACGACCGCAUCGCACAGAGACCGUCUCAGACGGUAA